AUGCUGUGCGGGGUGCUCGCAGCACGUUGGGCGCCCUCGGGCGUUCAACAUGGCGUGGUACUGGCGCAGCUGCUGCAGCGGCUGGGUCAAGCUGGCAGCUUUGAGUCCAAGCUGUUUCACACGGCGUCGGCUGCCGCUGGCAGCACCAGCGGCAGCUGCGGUGGCGCCGAGCGCGCUGCAGCGCGACCCAGCGGGCCACGCCUGCUGGCCGGCGGCGCCGCGCACAUGCGCCAUGGCAUUCUGACAGGGCUGCUGGCUCCCCGAGGGGCAUGCGUCUAUGGAGCAAGCUUCUCCAGCGCGGCCAGCGAGUCGUCCGCCCUGGAGGUGUCUGCCUCGGAGUCCGAGUCCGAGGGCGGCGAGGCGGCCCGGCUGUCGCCAGAGGAGUGGCGGCGCGCCAACUCCAUGAUUGUGAUGGGCGACAACCCGCCGGCACCGUUCACGACGUUUGAGGAGACAGGGUUCCCCCGGGACUUCCUGCGCAUGUUUGCGCGCGCAGGCUUUUCCGGCCCCACCCUUAUCCAGGCGCAGGCGUGGCCCAUUGCCCUGGAGGGCCGCGACCUGGUGGCGGUCGCCUCGACGGGCAGCGGCAAAACGUGCGGCUUCCUCAUGCCCGCGUUCAUGCACCUGCUCAACCAACCGGGGUCUCAGGGCGGGCGGCUCCCCAGCCGCCGCGGCCCGUCCAUCCUGGUGCUGGCCCCCACGCGUGAGCUGGCGCAGCAGAUCCAGAAGGAGACGCUCUCGCUGGGCGCCCCCAUGCGCAUCAAGGCCGCGUGCGUGUACGGCGGCGCGUCGCGGAGCAUACAGGGGCAGGAGCUGAGGCGGGGGCCCCAGGUCGUCAUCGCCACCCCGGGGCGCCUGCUGGACUUCGUGGAGUCUGGAGAGAUCGAUCUCAGCAAGGUGUGA
Monoraphidium neglectum is the source of this 903-nucleotide messenger RNA. RefSeq lists its product as hypothetical. Lineage: Eukaryota; Viridiplantae; Chlorophyta; Chlorophyceae; Sphaeropleales; Selenastraceae. The coding region runs from base 1 to 903 and encodes 300 amino acids. The record is from RefSeq and is a predicted model, not a curated record. Gene Ontology annotation, molecular function: RNA helicase activity; ATP binding; nucleic acid binding. The transcript is spliced from 7 exons.